Molecule: messenger RNA, 1192 nt
Organism: Myripristis murdjan (pinecone soldierfish)
Lineage: Eukaryota; Metazoa; Chordata; Actinopteri; Holocentriformes; Holocentridae
Exons: 7
Coding region: 71-1054 (327 amino acids)
Molecular function (GO): DNA binding
Source: RefSeq, a predicted model, not a curated record
GAUCUGGCUCUGUUCAGACUGGGCCACAUCAUUGAAAGAGUCCGCUUGAUGACUGGUUAGUCGGAUCUGCAUGCUGCAUUUGGAUUUAAUAACUCUUUUCUUCCAUCCAGAUGACUACAGUGACCUUUGUAAAAAGAGGGAAGACUGGUGCCAAACCGGCGCAGAUAUAUGGGCAACCCGUAAAAGAAAAAUAACCCCCCCCAACAAGUUGGCUGACCAGGAGGACAGACCAGCGGAAAAAAAGCAGCUGAAGGUGUUUAAACACCCCAUGCAGCAGACCACGGAGCAAAUGAAAAAGAAGGCUGCUGAUGAUAUGGUGGAAGCACUCAAGAAGGAAAUAAUGACGAAGAAGUCCAUUAGGGAAGAGGAUUCUGAGAUGCAAGACCUCCCCGUGGAAGACAUCUCCAUGUCAGAUGAUGACCUGGAGCCUGACCUGGACUCUCACCCUACCUUCCGGACCUGGGGCACAGCGAUGCUCGAAAUAAGACAACUUAAAGAGGAGAACAAGAGGCUGCGGGAGGAGAACUUGAUCAUGAAGGGGGAAUUACUGGAUGCAGUGACCCAGCUCUCCGGGGUUGCGCGGCAGCUAAAGAAGGUUUUGCAUGGAACUGCUUCCACAACAAAUCACCCAAGCACUCCUAUGCGGCCCGCCUCAAGGCCCGCAACAUCUGACAUAGGAGCACUGCAGGACACUCCCCCAAGACCACCAUCUGAAGGACUAGAGUCUGAGAUGACAGUCGAUCUUGUUCCGGGCUCCGGGGUUCGAGUUCCCAAGUACAAGUUAAGUGCCCUUAGGACAAGCACUCCUGCCACCUACAUCGGGGACCUUGCCAUCCUCGUUUUUGGAAAAGAAACUCUUUCAGAGUCGAGCUCGACCGGGAAGCAGUCUGGCGCCCACAAAGAUGUGGCGUCAAAGCGACCACUGGAUGAAAAGAAGCUUGAGGUCAUAAUUGGGCAUGUUAGGUCCAAAUACCCAAACACCAGCGUCCAGGAGGUCAGAAGGGUAAUCCGGAAGAAGAUAAACAACAUCAGCUACAACUCUAAGAAAAACUAAAGAUAGAGCCAUUUCGAAAAAUGUUGCACUGGCUGGGCACUUUAUUUUGAUUUUUUGAUAUUUAUUUUAAGUUUUAUGCCCCCUGAUCUGAUGCCCGGGGAUGUCUUACCCCCCUCUGUCCUGAUGAAGACCAUGUAG